Messenger RNA from Leptinotarsa decemlineata (Colorado potato beetle), 3402 nucleotides. RefSeq names its product glucose dehydrogenase [FAD, quinone]. The record is from RefSeq and is a predicted model, not a curated record. Lineage: Eukaryota; Metazoa; Arthropoda; Insecta; Coleoptera; Chrysomelidae. Gene Ontology annotation, molecular function: oxidoreductase activity, acting on CH-OH group of donors; flavin adenine dinucleotide binding.
GAAAGUGACAUGGCAUCUGAUUAACUCAUGUCCUUGCGUCUUCCAUUCGUAAAUAUAUUGAAUUUACUGCCAUAAAAUUUCUUAAUGUAUCUGUGUUCAAGUAUUCUUCAUACUUUUUGUAACGAAUUUACAUGUUUGUUGAGAAAAUAUAAGUCAAAGACAACGUGUUUCUCAAUUGCUGCUGGUUAGUUUGAACAGCAAGGUCAAUCAGUUUCUGUAAAUUCCAUUUUUGAAUCUGGCCGUACUUUAAACUGAUAAUGCGUUCGGUUACGAGAUAGGUGCGUCAAAAAAAAUUCAGCUCUCAUUACGAAAUGAGAACUUUACUGGGUUUGGUGAUUUUUGUAGUUGUUUGCGACGCGCAAUUCCAGGAUUGGCUCAGAGAUCUCAGAGGAUUUUUUGCACUCAGUGAUGGAGAUGUGGAAGAUAGCAAUAGUUUCAAGGAGUUUUAUGACUUUGUUAUUAUUGGGGCAGGUUCCGGUGGUUGUGUGGUUGCAAAUCGCCUCACCGAAAAUCCAAAAUGGAACGUGCUCCUACUAGAAGCUGGUGAAGAUGAAAAUUUUCUCAGCGACGUACCACUGAUGGCUGCAUUUCAAUCCAGCACCGGCUUCAAUUGGGGCUACAAAAGUGAAAAACUGAAAACUGGCUGUCUUGGUUUGAAAGAUGGAAGAUGUAACAUGGCUCGAGGAAAAGCCUUGGGCGGAACUUCUGUCAUCAAUUUCAUGAUGUACACACGUGGGAAUAGACUGGAUUACGAUUCUUGGGCAGCAAUGGGCAACGAUGGUUGGAGCUAUGAAGAUGUUCUUCCGUAUUUCAUGAAAUCCGAAAAUUGCACACUUUGUGGAGAGAUUGAUGAAGACUUCCAUCAUAGAGGAGGCUACCUGAAUAUUGAACAUCCUGGGUAUGAAAGUGAGUUUGUGAAGUUGUUUAUGAAGGCUGGUCAGGAUUUAGGAUAUACAAACAAUGAUCCCAACGGAAAAUUAGGAUUAGGUUUUUCCAGGGUGCAAGCUACUUUGAAAAAUGGAAGGCGAUACAGUGCUGCCAAAGCAUUCAUCAAACCGAUACAAAACAGACCGAAUCUUCACAUAUCGCUCAAAUCUAGAGUCACCAAAAUUCUGAUAGAUCAAUCAUCUAGGCGUACUUAUGGAGUGGAGUUUCUCAAAAACAGAAAGAAGUUCGUUGUUCAUGUUAAGAAAGAAGUCAUACUAAGCGCAGGAAGUAUCAAUAGUCCUCAUUUACUUAUGCUGUCCGGCAUAGGUCCGAAAGAACACCUUGAGAAAGUUGGAAUACCCCUGCUUCAGGAUCUUAGAGUUGGUUACAACUUUCAAGAUCAUAUGGCGAUGUCUGCGUUAGCCUUCAUGGUGAAUGCUAGUGUUACGGUGUCUGAUUCCUCUGUUCAGAAUCCAAGAGAUGUCUACAACUACAUCUUCAGAGGUAAGGGUCCAUACACAAUACCAGGAGGAGCAGAAGCAUUAGCUUUCGUCAAAACCAAAUACGCGCCGAACAAAACCGACAAUUACCCGGACAUGGAACUAGUUCUAGGUGCUGGAGCUCUUAACGGAGACGUCUUUGGAAGUUUCCGCAAUUUGUUAGGAAUAACAGACAGUACAUUCCAACAAGUAUACCGUCCAAUAAUAGGAAAACCAUCAUUCAGUAUCGCUCCAGUUUUACUGAAGCCGCUAAGUCGAGGCAGGAUCAUGUUGAAGGAUUCAAACCCAUUGCAUUGGCCAAUCAUCGAUCCUAAUUACUUUUCUGAAGAGAAAGAUGUGGCAACUAUGGUUGAGGGAAUCAAAAUGGCAAUCGCAAUAGCUCAUUCAGACCGAUUCAAAGUCCACGACACCAAAUUGAACCAACUACCGUUUCCUGGAUGCGAGCAACUUCCUUUUGGAACCGACCAGUACUGGGCCUGCACAGUCAGAUACUACUCAACAACUCUAGGCCAUCAUGUUGGAACUUGCAAGAUGGGUCCUGAAGGCGACCCAUAUGCUGUAGUUGAUCCCCAACUGAAAGUUCAUGGAGUAGAGCGACUUAGAGUCGUGGAUGGAUCCAUCAUGCCCAAUAUUGUUGCUGGGCACACCAAUGCUGUGAUAUUUAUGAUAGGAGAAAAAGCUUCUGAUCUCAUCAAGAAUGACUGGAAUGAGUGAAUGUUUUUGAUUCAUACUACACUUUAGUCUUAGGAAUAUAUUCAUAUGUUAUUAUUUGUUUGAGCAGAACUCGAUGCAGAAGUUUUUUCAAACGUUCACAAUGUUAUUAGAUGCGACAGAAGAUUCCAAUGAAGGAAAAAGUAAGAGAAAAAGCAGUAUCAAUAGCCAUUCGGAUUCAUUUGGUUUUUAUGCAAAUAAAUGUAUCUGUAGUAAUUUCUGAUACUCCUAGUAUCAGUAGAUGUACUAGUUGAUCAAUAGUGAUUCAAAUACCACCAAACAUAUCCUCAGAAGAUUUCCAGGAUUUCGUUACAAUCUCUAUGAUAGAGCAUUUUUAUCAUAAGAAUGUUCUACUGAUUGGUAAUUUCAAUACAUCUCAAGUACAGACCGUAACAAUGGUAGACGGAAAAUUAAAAAAAAACAUCAAUGUCUUCCAUUUUGAACAAUGUAACGAAGCAUUGAAAGAGAGCAACCGUUCUUUUUGUUCCGUUCUAAUAAAAGAAAUUCGAAAAGUUGAGAGAGAUUUAGAUCGUUCAGUGAAGGAGAUAAUUACCAUAUGUCGCGUAUAUUUGUGCUUCGACAUAUCAGAAUACUUCAGCUUCAGAGAGGGUGAUUAUCCGAUUAAGGAUCUUCUUGAAUUGAAAGAAGACCAAAAUAUGUCUUCAAUGAUGGGCUGAAAGAAAUUGUGGAAAACUUUGAAGGAAUCAAAGUUGAGCUGGGCAAAACAAAACAGAAAAUCGCUCUCCAUCGGAAAUGGUGGAAUAAAUUGUUUGCUGGAGGAGACCUUACCUCAGGCAGAUAAGCGAGUUUUGGCGUGAAAAUAAAAAGAUUUAUUAUAUGGUCGAAUUGACUCAACAAAGAAUAUACCGUUGGGAAUAUGUGGCAAAAUAAAAACAUUACAAGUUCAUGUCAUGCAUUAUGAGACGGCUAGUCUACCAGAUUUAAAGACGCCUUCUGGAAAAGGAAAACUACUAAUCAUUACCCACAUUGGAAGUGCUGAUGGCUUCGUCAAGGAUUGCUAUUGAUGUCUGAUUUAAAAUAUUCAGGCCAUUGUCAUGAAGAUGAUGAUCUGCAUGAAGAAUAUUUUGAGCAAAUGUUAGACCUCGUUGUUAUGGAUAAUGAAAGUUAUCAUACCUGAAAAGUUGAGAGAAUAUCAACUCAUGCAUGAAGAAAAGCAGAUAUCAUUGCGUGGCUUCGACAUUUGAUGAAAGUGUGGUUGAAAGGAAAUAUUGUCUACAGUCUAAUAAAGAAUAUUACUGGAGUC